This is a messenger RNA of Nyctereutes procyonoides (raccoon dog), 924 nucleotides long. RefSeq names its product transmembrane protein 37 (gene TMEM37). Lineage: Eukaryota; Metazoa; Chordata; Mammalia; Carnivora; Canidae. Bases 49 to 642 code for a protein of 197 amino acids. The transcript is spliced from 2 exons. The record is from RefSeq and is a predicted model, not a curated record. Gene Ontology annotation, cellular component: membrane. Gene Ontology annotation, molecular function: voltage-gated monoatomic ion channel activity; calcium channel activity.
AGAGCCGCUGGAGGGCGCGGGCCGGAGCGCGGCCGGGGCGGGCGCAGCAUGACGGCCAUCGCCGUGCAGGCCCAGAGGCUCCUGGCCCAGAGGAGGCCCCAGCGGCCCUUCUUGGAAUCCUUCAUCCGGGCCCUCAUCAUUGUGUGUGCUGCUCUGGCCUUGGUCCUCUCCUCCGUCUCCAUCUGCGAUGGCCACUGGCUGCUGGCUGAAGACCGCCUCUUUGGGCUCUGGCACUUCUGCACGUCUUCCAACCAGACAGGGCCACUCUGCUUCAGAGACCUGAGUCAAGCCCGUGUGCCUGGGCUGGUGGUGGGCAUGGUCCUGGCCCGCAGCGUGGGCGCCUUGGCCGUGGUGGUUGCCAUUUUGGGCCUAGAGCUCCUCAUGGUGUCCCAGGUGUGUGAGGACCUCCACUCGCGGCGCAAGUGGGCCAUGGGCUCCAUCCUCCUCCUCGUCUCUUUCGUCCUCUCCUCUGGAGGGCUCCUGAGUUUUGUGAUCCUCCUCUGGAACCACGUUACGCUCAUUGGCUUCACCCUGAUGUUCUGGUGCGAGUUCACAGCCUCCUUCCUCUUCUUUCUGAAUGCCAUCAGUGGCCUUCACAUCAACAGCAUCACCCAUCCCUGGGGCCAACCAAGGAAAUUUUAGGCCUCUCGCCUACAUCCGAGGACAUCAGGUUCUACAUGCAAGUGUGGGCAAGAUUCGACUUUUCCAACAUGUGACCUCUGGUGGGGGUAAAGGCAGGACAGUGACCUUGAAACUGCUGCUGCUUAGCCAAUAACCUUUGGGUGGUUGGCCACAAUCAGCCCAGUGGCCUUUGCAGCUGGCCUGCAGGGCCAGAGGCCAGGGUGCCUCAGUGCCACCAGCUGCACAGGCUUAGCCAAGUCAUUAGGAUGUUGAUUUUAGAAGAAGUAACAUAUUUUAAAAUCU